Messenger RNA from Branchiostoma belcheri (Belcher's lancelet), 3744 nucleotides. Its product is annotated as kinesin heavy chain-like. The transcript is spliced from 17 exons. Gene Ontology annotation, molecular function: microtubule binding; microtubule motor activity; ATP binding. The record is from RefSeq and is a predicted model, not a curated record. Lineage: Eukaryota; Metazoa; Chordata; Leptocardii; Amphioxiformes; Branchiostomatidae. Gene Ontology annotation, biological process: microtubule-based movement. The coding region runs from base 1 to 3744 and encodes 1247 amino acids.
AUGGCAAGCUUCCUUGCUGGGUACAAUGGAACCAUCUUUGCCUAUGGCCAGACAGGAUCAGGGAAGACCUACACUGUGGAGGGGGGUGCCAGGAGGUAUGCCGACAGGGGGCUGGCUCCAAGAGCCCUGUCUAUGAUCUACAAGGCUCUAGAAGAGCGUCAGCAGGAGGAGAUCUCAGUGAAAGUGUCGUACCUGGAGAUUUACCAGGAGGUGGGGUAUGAUCUACUCAACCCUGCCAGCAAAACUGGAGUGGUACCUCAACUCAGCAAGGUGUCAGUAGUGGAGGGUGGAAAAGGGUACUAUGUAGUCCGGAACCUGUCCACCCAUCUGGCCUCCACGGAGCGCGUGGCCCAGAGCCUGCUGCUGCAGGGCCAGGCUAACAGGAAGGUGGCGGAGACGCCCAUGAACCGGCGCUCAUCACGGUCGCACGCGGUCUUCACCAUCCAGCUGCAGGCCAAGGAGAUCGGCUCAGAGGUCAUCACAAGAUCCAAGCUGCACCUGGUUGACCUUGCGGGGAGUGAGAGAGUGUCUAAGUCGGGUACCCGCGGGGCGCGGCUAGAGGAGGCCAAGUUCAUCAACCUGUCCCUGCACCACCUGGAGCAGGUCAUCGUGGCACUGCAGCAGGGAGCACGGCGUGCUGGGAAGGACAACUCAGGAAUGAGUCGUAAUGCCAGCAGCUUCAGCCUGGUGUCCCUGGCCAUGUCCUCAUUCAGCACUGUGAGCACAGGGAACAGGGAGAGACACAUCCCCUACAGGAACUCUCUACUCACCAUGGUACUCAGGGACAGUCUGGGAGGAAACUGUCUGACAGCCAUGGUAGCCAACAUCUCCAUAGAACAGGACAACCUGGGAGAAACCCUGUCUACAUGCAGGUUUGCACAGAGGGUGGCCUGUAUCACCAACCAUGCCAGUCGUAAUGAAGAACUAGAUGACAAGAUGGUGAUUAAGAGACUGAAGAGGAGAGUAGCAGAGCUGGAGGCUGAAGUCAGAUGUCUGAAAGCCGGGCUACCUCCAGGACAGAAAGCAGACAAGGAGAGUUCCGAGUCCGACCCCCUGCAGCCUGUCCAACUGUCGGAGGCAGACAAGAAGAAGUGUGCUCUGGUCAUGCAGGCCUUCCUGGUGGGCAAGGUCAACGACCCCGUCACUGCAGGAGUGAACAGUCCGUACAUGUUCCGUGAGUGUUUGCGGGUCCUGAGGGAGCUGGUUCUGAAGGGGAUGGGCCGCUGGGUUUCGGAGACUUCCCUGGAGUCCUCGUCACGUCCGAUCAGCCAGCAGACCACGCUCACGGCCAGCAGUGGCUUCGACGAGACGCCUGUCAAGACAAAGCCAAGCAGCUACCGUCUGUUUGAAGGAAGUGCCAAAAAGUCUGCUAGUAAAUCCAGGAUCAGAAGUGCGCCCACCCCCCAUCACAAGUCUGACCUGCCCACAGAUAAACCCAAGAGCGGCACCUCACGGGAUGCCAACACACCCGCCAGGCUGUCUGUACAAUCAGAACCAGUGUCUCCCAGGCGGAAGGACCAGCCCAAAGUUAAGACACCGUUCGAGAAGAAACGAGAGAAACAGAUUCGCACCAUCAGCAAGAAACUGGAGAAGAGUCAGGUGGAGCACCUGGAGCAGAGGAAGCACCUGGAGGAAUUCCAGCAGGACAUCAGGUGCCAGCAGCUGGAGCUGGUCAGGGGGGAACUGGAGAGUAAGAUCUUCCUGACUAAGGAGCAGCUCGCCCGGCAGCAUGCGUACGUACUGCAGCUGAAGCACAUCCACACAGAUGAAGAGACCCUGGCACAGGAGAAACUGGUGCAGCAGCAACUGCAGAAAACUCUGAGUAAGGCAGAGAAGAGACUUGAGUUGGUACAACAGCACCUGGAAGACAUGGAAGCCAAGGAACGAUCCCAGAAUGCCCUGACUCCUUCAAACGAGGGAGUAAGCAAGGUGUCCAGUGCCAAGUCCUACAGGUCCUUCUUGUCGGAGCCUUCAACCGUUGGGCAGAACGGUUCCCCCCUGUUAUCAAAUGGAGAAGUCCACAGUGCCAAGUCCAGGAGGAGCAGCGAGGGAGUUGCAGUACCAGUCCCGGUCAGAGGGGGCGCUGUGAGCAGUAGACAGGUCCUGGAGCAGCUGAAAAUGGAGCAGAAGAAACAACAGAAGGAGGAGAAGAAGAUCCACCAGGAGCGCGUCCUGACGAUCAGCAAACAGCUGGAGCUGAAAGAAGCCGCCACCAGACAGAAGCUGCAGGCGCUCAAGCAGAUGUUGAAGGGUCCCGGACAGGGGCGGCCGCCGGUUACCGCAUGGGGUGGCUCCACCAGGGGCCAGUCUAACGCUGACCCUGGGACCUCAGCUGUCUCAGAAACAGGCCUGUCACAAAGUCCUGGGAAGGGCGGAACUGGAGGUGACGUGUCAGGAGGGUACAUCCCUUACACCAGCCGAACGCCGGAUGUACCGGUCAGGCCAAACAGCUUGUACACCAUUGAAGAUAACGAGAGCACGCGUAGCACCGCGAACACUGGCAGCUUGAAAGAAGGGGACAUGACUGGGAAGACGUUUAUGACUCAGUCCUAUGAUGACGAUGAUGGUUUUCAAGACGUUGGUGACCGAACUUUUACUAGAACCCUCACUAGUCCUAGAGAUGGGAACACUAGUUAUGAAAUCUCGAAGGACGACAGUGCCGAUGUUCCUACGUGGAAGCCACAUUCCUUAGGGUAUGGGACUUCCCAGGGAGCUUUUCUUCCAGUCAAACCCAGGCAGCAAAGAGAGCUGUUUGAAACGCCAACAUCUCAGCCAGUCAGAGACUCGGCUGCAAAAUCUAGAGAGGGGAAUACAAAGAAAGCUGCAGUAACGGAUCCACAUGCUUCUCCCCAAAAGACGUAUGCUUCUGAGGGGGGCAGAAAUCAUUCAGAUUCUGUUGGAGAUGACUCUCGCCAUAAGUCUGGAGAGUUCAGUGCUUUUUCCUUUGACCCGAGCCAGUUUUCCCUGUCUUCGAAGACCUUCGACUCAGCCCUGCAGGAGAUGCUUCAACAGGGAGACCCAACCACGGCAAACCAGCUAUCCAGGGGAUCUGCUUACAGCAAGAAGCCAAAGUCCGGUAUAUCCAGUGUUAUCAGCGUAACCAGUAGCGAAAGUUUGGGGCUGUCUCGUGAGUCCACCAUGUACGACGACGCAGAUUCCGCAAACUACAGGAAAGACUCGCGGCCCAUAACGGCGGAAAGCCAUGGUACGUGGUACAGCGGAACUCCUGGCAAGGCGAGCGCAGUCAGCUCAGAUGGAGGAAUGGACAGGCAGACUACACAGGCUUUGUUUGAGGGGAAGUUGUCUAAGUACCUGGGUGGAGCUCAGCACGAAGGAAUUGAAGACAGCACAAAUCGUCAUGGUGAUUCAGGGACCUCACUGGAUCAGUCAACUACAGGACAAUCUCAAGAAGGUACAGCCCAAAACUCCGCCACUCCCGAGGGCCCCUCCCAAAGCGCCUUCCUCCAAUUCCUCAAUAAGAGUCGCUCCGUCUCCCCUUCCCAGCGCACAAGCUCCAAGACUCACAAAGACGGAGGAAGCGUAAAAGUCAAAACCACGGUCAUGAUAGAGGAGACCACGCCCAGACGGAUCGAAGCGGAGAAGGAGAACGAUCGAGAGCGUACGUACAUGGACACGGUACGGGAACAGAAGGAGAGGGUGGAGAGGAUACGCCGGGCACGUAGUGCCGCCGAGACCAUACAGCUGGCGUGGAGGAGGCACAGAAGUAGAUUAAAAGCUGCUUGA